CACUCCAGGAGACAGCUGUCAAACACACCGCCUCCCUCAGUAUCUCUAGUGUGUGAGAGAGUGAGAGAGUGUGUGUUAGUGUGUGUAAGAGAACGAGUGUGUGUGCUCUUCUCCUGCUGUUCAUCUCUCCAUCUCAUCCAGCCUGAGCUUCCAGAGUGUGUGUAUUUCCCGCCGGGCCGGUACUGGGUGUUCUGCAGUCUGUUGGAUGUGUGUUUCCUGAGCUAAGAUUUUCACUACAGACGUUUAAAAACACAGAGAAGAGCCAAUCAUGACCACCGAGGGGGACAGACAGUCUGUUUUGCGUCAAACUAAAGUCCGAACGGCUCUGAAGGGAGACAGCAGCUGGAUCCAGCGCCGCAGAGCCGCUGAGCAAGAGGAGGAGGAGGAGGAGAAACCAUGGUUGGUGGAGGUGCGUGCGAGUCGUGUGAAUGGUGCAUUCACUGAACCUGCUCCAGAACCCACACCUGCCCAACCAGAGCCCAACGGGACCACCAGCACAGACAGCACUAAAACAUCUGGAUACCUCAUCAGAGGGGUUUUCACAAAGACGGACACCAAGCCACCAAGCUCCACCAACGGCUACAUCGGAACCGCUGGUUUUAAUAAAAGACCAUCUGAAGGAUAUAAGAAAAUAGCUCCUCACACGGUUCGCCUGAGCUCAGAGAACUCGACCGCAGAACCAGAGCCGUCCAUCAGCGCUGAGGAACAGGAGAGAAGGACAGAGGCAGCGAGUAAUGUCCUGAGGAACUCAUCAGCCAGGCAGCGAUCAUAUGUUCUCUCUGCUGCAAAGAAAUAUGAGUCUCCGUCUGAGACGCCAGACAGCUCUGAUCCUCCAGUCAAAUCUUUUGUUGCUAAAAGGGUUAUUAUCAGUGAUGAUGAAGAAAAGUCUGAACCUAAAGCAGCUGAUGCUCCAGCCCCUCAGGCUCAGCUCACACCUGAGCAAAGUCUGGAGAUGAGUGUGGAUGAGCCGGCACCUCCAGUUGCUGCAGUCAGAAAGAAAGCACCAUCUGCAACACCCAGAGCUAAAGCAGAGCUCACUCCAAAACACAGCUUUGACACUCUGGAUGCUCUCUCUGACUCUCUGCUGUCAUCUACUCCAGUGCCCACCAGCGUCUCCAAACCGGCGGCUGAAGUCAGUCCUGCUGCUCUCGAGACCAAACCGGCUCCAUCCUCAGCCCCCCGAACCGAACCCGCCCCCAAACCCAGCGCCGCUGAGCCCGUCACUCCAGCUGUCCCAGCCACAGCACCCGGCACCAAACCCGGCGAGGAGCCCACUCCUAAACCCAGUGCUCCAGCUCCCACUGCUCCCACUGCUCCCACUGCUCCCACUGCUCCCACUGCUCCCACUGCUCCAGCUGCUCCCACUGCUCCAGCUGCUCCCACUGCUCCAGCUGCUCCCACUGCUCCAGCUGCUCCCACUGCUCCAGCUGCUCCCACUGCUCCAGCUGCUCCCACUGCUCCAGCUGCACAGAAAGCCCCGUCUGCAGCACCAGAACCCAAACAGGAAGCUGCUCCUAAACCGAGCAUCACUGAAGCAGCUCCAGCCGCUCCUGCUGCACCCAAAGCUCCGUCCACAGCACCAGAACCCAAACCCAAAACCGAGCCCACUCCCACUCCUAAACCCACUCCUAAACCCAGUGUCAUGGAACCACUGCCAGCAAGUGCCGCUCCAGUUACUCCAGUUGCUGCUGAAACUAAAACUCCUGCUGCAGUAAAACCUGAGGCCAAAUCAGAGCCUGCUCCUAAACCAAGUGUCACUGAGCCAGCUGUUCCAGCUGUUAAAACUGUUCCAGCUGCACAGAAACCCCCAUCUGCAGCACCAGAACCCAAACAGGAACCUGCUCCUAAACCAAAUGUUGUUGAGCCGGUUCCAGCUGUUCCAGUUGUUCCAGUUGUUCCAGUAGCACAGAAAGCUCCAUCCACAACACCAGAAACUAAACCCAAAACAGAGCCCACUCCCACUCCUAAACCCAGUGUGGUUGAGCCGGUUCCAGUUGUUCCAGCUGCUCCAGUAGCACAGAAAACCCCAGCACCAGCACCAGAAACUAAACCCAAAACAGAGCCCACUCCCACUCCUAAACCAAGUGUCACUGAGCCGCUUCCAGCUGCACAGAAAACAACACCAGCACCAGAACCCAAACCCACAACACAACCCACUCCAAAAGCAAGCGUUGACCCGAAGCCGGUGGAGAAGACGGGCGUCCUGAAUAAUGAUGAUCUCCUGGGUCUGACUCAGAGUACUCCACAGGAGCCAGUGAACCCCGUCCCCCCCACCACAGACCUGCUGACAGGAGCCGACAGCUUCCUGCCCAAAUCUGAGAAAACCAACAAGUCUUUGGAUCUGCUUGCAGUCGAUAUCAUCCCGAUCAAUACCAAAACUGACAAACUGAGCACCGAUAACACAAGCAUUACGACUCAAACAACACAAACCAUUGUUCAGUCGAAGGACCCAAAAAGUUCAACAGAAACAGUCACCAUCACAACCACCAAAACUGAGAUCAUCUCAAAAGACAGCUCUCAGGUCCAACCAGAGAAGACUCAGAAAUCUCUGGAUCUGCUGGCGUUUGAUCUCAUCCCCAUCAACACUGAAAAGGAGAAACUCAGCAAUGGCGAGACACCAAACAAAAUUGAGACCACAAAAACAGUGGAGCCGCCAAAGAAAGAAACAAAGGGCUCUGCUGAUCCAUUUGAUCCCAUCCCGAUAGUGAGCGCGAGCACAAAGAGCCCCGUGGAGCUGUUUGAUCCUCUGCUGUUGGACAGUGAGAAUACCCAGAGUGAUGCCCCAAGCUUCUCAGUUGAAGACGUCACUCCAGGCGACAUCGAUUUAACAAGCUUCAGCACUGAGACUCCAGACGAGGAUUCUGACAGCGGUGUUUCUGCAGCGUACACGAGGUCAGCUGACAAUAGCUCCCCGUGGGACAGAUGGACAUCUCCUAUUGUAAACAUCACAACAGAGGAAAGGGAGAAGAAGACCGACCCGCAACCAAUGGAGACCACAAGUUACACAACUUACACCAGGAAGGUGGACAGGAGUGUCCAGGAGCCGAAGUCUCAGGACUCAGACUCUAAGAAGGGUAUUGUUUAUGUCAAACAGUAUGUGGACACGCCUCAUUAUUCCUCAUACAAUGGCAGCGACGUGGAUUACGUGACCUCCACCAGCUCCAGCUACGCGUACAGCAGCCCCCCCAGCACAAACUCGAGUGCCUGCACGUACUGCGGACGCCCGGUGGGAAACGAUGCUCGGAUCACUAUUGAACAUCUCAACAUCUCGUGCCAUCCUGAGUGCUUCCAGUGCGGUAUUUGCAGUAAGCCAAUGGGCGACUUUCUGGACAACAUGUUUUUGCACCGUGGGACGGUCCACUGUGAAAACUGCUACGCCAACGUUCUUUAGUCUUUAUACCUUUAUACUUCCUUCUUCAUAACUCCUUAUAAUGAAGUUAAUAACCAGUUUAAACAGCUUGAAAAAUUAGAUAUUGUGCCUUUUUUAACAUAUCAGAAAGAAUUCUUCUGCAGUCGUUCAUCUCACUGUUACUACUGUAUUUCUAAUGUAUCAUUAGCCGUAUCACGCAAAGUACCUUAAAAUGUCAAUGUUAAAUAUAUGUGGUGUUAGAAUGGCAGGGUUUCACUUUUUCUAGCAUCUUAAUAGACGUAUAUCACCUGCAGAUAAUUAAAUAUUAAGAACUAAAUGCAUGUUUUCUUCUGCAGUUUCAGUUUCUAGAGUCUGAAUGUAUUUCUAAAACUGUGAAUAAAGUUAAAGAGACUUUAAA
Astyanax mexicanus (Mexican tetra) is the source of this 3767-nucleotide messenger RNA. It is a transcript of the gene znf185, whose product is annotated as zinc finger protein 185 with LIM domain. The transcript is spliced from 40 exons. NCBI's taxonomy places the organism in Eukaryota, Metazoa, Chordata, Actinopteri, Characiformes, Acestrorhamphidae. Bases 269 to 3391 code for a protein of 1040 amino acids. The record is from RefSeq and is a predicted model, not a curated record.